Grosmannia clavigera kw1407 is the source of this 1599-nucleotide messenger RNA. Its product is annotated as serine/threonine-protein kinase. The record is from RefSeq and is a predicted model, not a curated record. Gene Ontology annotation, molecular function: iron ion binding; heme binding; oxidoreductase activity, acting on paired donors, with incorporation or reduction of molecular oxygen. NCBI's taxonomy places the organism in Eukaryota, Fungi, Ascomycota, Sordariomycetes, Ophiostomatales, Ophiostomataceae. The transcript has 5 exons. The coding region runs from base 1 to 1599 and encodes 532 amino acids.
AUGCAGCUCCCGCGGCAGCUUGCUGCGCUGUGGCCGGCAUCGGCCGCGAGUACCUCACCGUCUGUCCUGGUUUUGGGCGGGUUCAUCGGGCUGAUUGCGCUGCUCGUGUGGGUGAUCAGGGCCGUGAGCUCGCCCUUGGGGCGUAUCCCAGGCCCACGACUGUCGCUCUUCACGUCGGCAGCGCUGCGAUGGCACGAGAUGCGCGGCGGCCGGACGGCGUACGUGCACGCGCAGCACCAGCGAUACGGCCCGGUGGUGAGGCUGAGUCCCAAUGAGGUGUCGUUUGCGUCGGCGGCAGCGGUCAAGGAGAUCUACGGCGCAGCUGGCAGCGGCUAUGACAAGACGGAGUUCUACAACCUGUUUACCGUCUACGGGCGCCGCACCAUGUUCUCGACUCUGAACAAGGAGAGGCAUGCCCGUCGCCGGCGGAUUCUGGCCGACCGGUACGCCAACAGCAACGUGAUGAAGCCAUCGUCACUGGGCGGCAUCGAGGAGCGGUCGCGGGCUUUUGCCCAGCUCUGUGCCUCGGCGCCGGACCAGACCCUCGACGUAUAUAGUGCGACGGUGCCGGUGCUCCAUAUUGACUCCCUCGCAGCUCUUCAUGCGUAUGCGUUUGACUGCGUGACCCAUCACCUCUUCCAUCCCUACGGCACGAAUUCGCUGCAGGACAAGGCCGACGAGGAGAUUCUGCGCGAGGUCACGUUUGACUCCAGUCUCCAGGACCGACUCAUCCGUUUCUACAGCCCGCGGCUGCACGCAGCGAUCGGCCGGGUGCUGGCACUGUUUCUGACGCCACGCUCGACGCCGCUGGCCGACAGUUUUGUGCUGCAAACGGCUGACCAACCGGAGCCGGCCGCAUUCACGCUGCUCAGCCGCAUGAAGGAGGUGCAGCGCAAGGCGGCCGGCGAGGACGACGAGGAGAAGAGUUUUGAUCUAUUGGACGCAGCCGCCGAGAGCCUCGACCACAUGGCCGCCGGAAUCGACACCACCGGCGACGGGCUGUGCUUCCUGAUGUGGGAGCUCUCGCAGCCGCGGUCGCUGUCGUUCCAGAAGCGUCUGCGCCACGAGCUGCGGGCCAACGCCACCAGCCCCAGCCCCAGCCCCGUUGCCCUCGAUCGACUGCCCUUUCUCGACGCUGUCAUCCAGGAGGGCCUGCGCUGCUUCCCGGCCAUCCCCAUGUCGCUGCCGCGCGUCGUGCCCGGUCGAGCCUGGGGCGUAGCUCGUGGCAGCUACUUCGUGCCCGUCGGCACUGUCGUCAGCAGCCAGCCCUACUCGGUCCACCGCCUCGACACCGCCGUCUUUCCCGAUCCCGACACCUUCAACCCGGACCGUUGGCUGGCCGAGGACGGCGACGCCGACCGCAAGCGCCUCUUCUUUGCCUUUGCUAGCGGUGGCCGCGGCUGUGUCGGAAAGCACCUCGCCAUGGCGGAGAUGCGCACGCUCCUGCGCGACAUCUACAGCCGCUUUGCCACGGCGCCUGAGGCCUCCAUGACUGACGAAUCCAUGAGCAUGGACGACCAGAUCAUCUCAUCCCGUCCACUCGGCCAGCGCUGUCUGCUCAAGUUCAUCCCGCUGAACGACGUCGACACAUCGGAGUAG